AUCGAUAGGUCAUUGCCAAAAAAAUAAAAACAAAUGGAGCUUUUUGGUGUUUUCAUCACCUGGAUCAAGCGUUGAAAUUUUAAUCAAAAUCGCCCAAAUUCGAGCUCUUUCCUUGAUGCCGGUUAGUCAGAUUUGUGCAGCAUGACGAGUAUCACUAGUCUCAACGAAGACUGUUUGCUUCGAAUUAUAGAGUUUUUGGAUCUUGACGAACAACUGCAGUUAUGGCAGGCUACAGAGGCCACGUCCCGCCUCAAUACUGUGAUUUCCUAUGCCUGGCAGCGUCAGAAUAAGCAUUCAAUAUCCCGGGAGAACUUCGAAGGUAGACCCGAACUACUUGAGGACUUCCUGAAUACCAUAAGGGUUACGAUGACGGAACUAACUAUGAGAUACCUUCCGAUGGAACAACUUGAACUGUGGCGGAAACACCAAUUUCCCAAUAUUCGGGAGCUGUACUACAUGGGGGAUGAAAACGGCGACGUGGACGGUGACUCUGACAUCGAAAUUUUGGUCAACUGCUUCCCCCAGCUGGAAUCCAUUGGCCUGAGCGGGAAUACAACUGGGAAGUACAUCGACCAGUGGCGACAUCUGCGGCGACUGGAUCUGCAACUGUGCUGGUACUUGAGCACUCAGUGCUUCGAGGAUAUCUGCAAAAGUCUUCCGCUGCAGAGCCUGAACAUCCAGUGGCGGCGGGCUGAGGAGGACGCCUAUGCACGAGCCGUCUCUACUUUACUCCACCUGGAGGAACUUGAAUUGGACAUUGUCCAUUUGGCACCGGAAAAUGUCCGCCAGAUCUUAAGUCUGCCGAAGUUACGGAAACUUCGCGUUCACAAUUUCGAUCAGUUGGACGACCUUCUGUUGGAAAUUGGUCGCCUGCGGGGAAAGGAUGUGGUGUCGGCCACUUGCAACGAUAACAUAUGGAUGCGGACUCCUGGCGUACUGUCCAAACUGAAUAACGUCCGUUCCCUGACGCUCAUCGACGACGAGGGCUGUUGUGCCAUUGACUUUAGCGUCAUAAUCAAUUGUUUCCCCCGCUUGGAGCAACUGCAUCUGGAGAACUCUCGAAUCUGGCCAAAUGCAGAUGGUAUAUGGGACGUUGUGGCUGCUUGUCCCCACCUAACAAAUUUUACAAUUUCCAAUAUGGUUCUAUAUGAGGAGUUCUUUGCAUUCAGUGGGUCUAUAAUGAAACGUAUUUUGGAUCGCCGCCAGGAGACCCUGGUAUUGCAUUUCAAUAAAAACGAAAUGGAGUCAUUGAUUCGUGAGCGCUUUGUGCAUCCGAAAUUGAAACUUUCCUUCGAGGAGACAAGUGAUGUGCCCGAGGUACCUGAAGAGUGUAUGGAAUUGGAAUUGCUACCCAUUCAACGUGAUAUAGAAUAAGGCUCUCUGUUUAUUUCCAUUGACCCCCCAUAUUUUAUGUAGUUGUUACAUAAUUAAAAUUGUAUUUUCUCCUUAUAAUGUCCGCCAAAUAAAGAGGCUGAUAUUA
Messenger RNA from Drosophila ananassae, 1480 nucleotides. RefSeq lists its product as uncharacterized. The record is from RefSeq and is a predicted model, not a curated record. The coding region runs from base 142 to 1374 and encodes 410 amino acids. NCBI's taxonomy places the organism in Eukaryota, Metazoa, Arthropoda, Insecta, Diptera, Drosophilidae. The transcript is spliced from 3 exons.